AUGCAUACGCACGUACUUAAUUCCAUCAUCUAUCUUUGUGCUCACAGGUACGCGGAAAGUAGUAAAACGACAAUCGCCGGAACGGAAGACUCGCCGCAGACCUCCAARAYGACUGCCAGCGCGUUACCCUCGUCUUCGUUUUCGUCACCCGUAGUUACCACUACCUCGGUUGACAUGACAGAGACGGAAAAUCCGGUGACGGCCGCAACUCCGCCGGAAACCGAGGAAGAGGACGUAGUGACCGUACUAGCCGUGGCUGCCGACGCCACCUCAGUGGACGGUGACGGUGGUGGUAGUAGACCGGUUAGUACCACACGGUUUCCGUACACAACGGGUGGAAGGACCCAAUCACCGAUCACGGACACGGUCACGCCCGAAUACUACGACGAUCAACCGGAAGAGCCGACGUCGUCACCGGAACCAGAUUGUUCGGCUCCGAACGCGUAUCUGUAUUACGCUGUGUGCGCGGGUUUCCGGCAACAGCAGCAGUUCGARCAGCUCCAACAACAGCAACAACUACUCCAGCAACACCAACAGCAGCAACAGUUGUACCAGCAACAGCAGCAACAGUUCUAUCAGCAGCAGCAGCACAACCACAUGGCCACCGCGCUGGUCAAGCGUCCGGUCAUCGGCGGCGGGGGCGUGCAAGUCCGGUUCCCAGGAGACGAAGAUCCGGCUUCGGCGACGGCGCAGGCGGACAGCGCAAACCUGAUCAGGUUCCCAGGACCAGCCCCGUACAGGACCACAAACAAGAUGUACGAGAGCAGCAGGCAUCCUACGUGGUGGCCGACAGGAUGGCCGGAUCAACAACAACGACAGCAACAGCAGCUGCAGUCCGAAGACUCGRUGCAGCAGCAGCAUCGUCUACAGCACCACCUACCCCAGCAGAAACAGGACGUCCGGCUCUGGGAAUUCGGGUCCAGGCUGCCAAAAACCACGUCGACCACGACAGUUGGACCGCCGCCCCCGACCCAGUGGUACCACAGGUUCUUCUGAACGAGUGAUACYUAAAUAGGUAUACGCCGCCGCGCCUUUCCCAUCAUCAUAAUACAUAAUAUUAUUAUUAUCAUUUUACACUAAAUAUUGUAAUAUCAUUAUACACACUCCCACGCGUUCUA
Messenger RNA from Diuraphis noxia (Russian wheat aphid), 1118 nucleotides. RefSeq lists its product as uncharacterized. The record is from RefSeq and is a predicted model, not a curated record. Lineage: Eukaryota; Metazoa; Arthropoda; Insecta; Hemiptera; Aphididae.